ACACCUUUCUCCGUAUACAUUUGCUGUUGGGUAAACGUUAAAUGGAUGGGGCCCACUUGUUGAAUAAGGAAGCCAAUGUUUCCUACUUUGUAAAGUGGAGGAUUUUGAGGAAAGUGUCUUUCCUUUGUCUGCCGAAAAUCUGCACCAAUGCUUCUUGGAGUUUAACUCUUUUAUUGGUUAUAAAAGGAGAGUAAGGUGUGCAAAGAAAAACACACCACCGAGAAAGAAGUAGGCAUCCUUGCAAAAGAGAAGAAAGAGAGGAAUAUUGUGAGUGUGUGAAAGAGAGAAAGCUAGAGGAGUGUGGUGUGUGUGUAGCAUGAAAUUCCAGAGAAGAAAAGAGUGGGAUUGUAUGUUAUUGUGUUGAGUUAUUGUGAGUUGUGAUUAUUGUGUGCACCACUGUGAGAGUUAAGAGUGAUUGUUGUAUUUCUGAAAGCUUUUAUUUUCAAUAAAAUUGGUGAAUCACGGAAUACCCCACGAACUUCUUGAUAGGGUGGAAAGGUUAACAAAAGAGCAUUAUAGGAAAUGCAUGGAGAAGAGGUUCAACGAGGCUGUGGGAAGCAAGGGGUUAGAGUGUGUGGAAGACGAAUUGAAGGACAUGGACUGGGAGAGCACCUUCUUCUUGCGCCAUCUUCCAACGUCCAACAUCUCUGAAAUCCCUGAUCUCACCAAGGAGUACAGGGAUGCAAUGAAGGAAUUUGCAGAGAAAUUGGAGAAACUGGCAGAGGAGUUGCUGGAUAUGCUGUGUGAAAAUCUUGGAUUGGAGAAGGGGUACUUGAAGAGGGCGUUUUAUGGAUCAAGAGGUCCUAAUUUUGGGACAAAGGUGGCAAACUACCCUGCGUGUCCAAAGCCAGAAUUGGUGAAGGGUCUUCGUGCCCAUACAGAUGCGGGUGGGAUAAUCCUUCUCUUGCAAGACGACAAGGUGAGUGGCCUUCAGCUUCUCAAAGAUGGGAAAUGGGUGGAUGUGCCUCCGAUGCGCCAUUCCAUUGUUGUUAACCUUGGCGACCAGAUUGAGGUAAUAAGCAAUGGGAAAUACAAGAGUGUGGAGCAUCGUGUGAUUGCUCGAAGUGAUGGAACGAGAAUGUCGGUGGCGUCAUUCUACAACCCUGGCAGUGACGCUGUUAUCUACCCUGCACCACCAUUGUUGGAGGCAAAGGAGGCAGAGGUUGUGUACCCUAAAUUUGUGUUCGAGGAUUACAUGAAGCUCUAUGCUACGCUCAAGUUCCAACCAAAGGAGCCUAGAUUUCAAGCCUUCAACGCUCUCAACUCUUCUUAGAUUCCUUCCAACUCCCUCCCCCACCUUCAUUAUAAGUCUAUAGCAACACAAUACUCUACAAGAAGAAUUUUUAUUUAUUUAAAAUAAAAAAAGGAUAAAGACUGAAAUACUGCAAGACAUUCUUAUUACAAUAUUAGUUGAUUUGUUUA
Molecule: messenger RNA, 1422 nt
Organism: Vigna angularis (adzuki bean)
Lineage: Eukaryota; Viridiplantae; Streptophyta; Magnoliopsida; Fabales; Fabaceae
Product: 1-aminocyclopropane-1-carboxylate oxidase 4
Exons: 4
Coding region: 527-1273 (248 amino acids)
Source: RefSeq, a predicted model, not a curated record